Messenger RNA from Jatropha curcas, 2235 nucleotides. RefSeq names its product basic helix-loop-helix (bHLH) DNA-binding superfamily protein (gene ATMYC1). Lineage: Eukaryota; Viridiplantae; Streptophyta; Magnoliopsida; Malpighiales; Euphorbiaceae. The record is from RefSeq and is a predicted model, not a curated record. Gene Ontology annotation, molecular function: protein dimerization activity.
UAUUCCAUCUAUUUCAGCACCGACCAUACCAAAUUCUUGAUAAUCCACAAACUUUUUUUACCAUAAAAGAAUUUAAGUCCAAGUCUAUAACUUUUUCUUGAUUUCAAUUCUAUUGCGUUUGAUUCAGGAAUAACAUGUGUUCUGAAAUGGCUGAUACUCUCCAAAGCCAUGAGGCGGCGUCACAGAAGUUGAGGAAACAGCUUGAAGUUGCUGUUAGGAGUAUCCAAUGGAGCUAUGCAAUUUUCUGGUCACUUUCUACUACAAAACAAGGGGUACUGGAGUGGGCAGGAGGAUAUUACAAUGGAGACAUCAAGACUAUGAAGACAGUACAAGAAAUGGAACUUAAAUGUGAAAAAAUAGGGUUACAAAGAAGUGAGCAAUUAAGAGAACUUUAUGAGUCCCUCCUUGAAGGUGAAACCGAACAACAGGCUGAAAGGCCUUCUGUUACAUUGUCUCCAGAGGAUCUCUGUGAUGCAGAAUGGUAUUACUUGGUUUGCAUGUCCUUUCAAUUCAAUACUGGUGAAGGUUUACCUGGACGAGCACUUGCAAAUAAAGAAAUUAUCUGGUUAUGCAAUGCUCAAUAUGCAGAUAAUAAAGUAUUCUCUCGCUCUUUGCUUGCCAAGAGUGCAUCUAUUCAGACUGUGGUGUGUUUUUCCCAUCAUGAGGGAGUAAUUGAGCUGGGUGUAACUGAACUGGUUGAAGAGGACCCUAAUCUCAUUCAACACGUCAAGGCUUCCUUACUAGACUUCUCAAAACCUGUUUGCGCUCAAAAAUCUUCCUUUCAUACUAAUAGUGAAGAUAAUGAUAAAGGUCCAGUAUGUGUUCAAGUUGAUCAUAAGAUAGUUGAUCCCUUAGCAGCUUUUGAAAACACUCCUGCAAAAGAUACCAUAUUAUCUAACCAAGUCAGAAUCCAUGAAGGAUUAAACAUGGAAUCUCCUAAUGAUUGUGAGCAGAAUCACCAAACACAAGACUCUAUCCUUGAAGAUUUAAAUGGCAGAAUCUCUCGCCUCCAAAGUUGGCUUUUCAUGGAUGAUGAAAUAAACAAUGGUAUUCUAGACUCGACAAAUUCAAGUGAUUGCAUAUCAGAAGGUUUCGCGAAUGAAGAAAAAACUCUCUCUUGCCCCAUGGAGAAAAAUGAAAAACUUCAGAAUGGCAAUAAUGACUUGCAUUAUAGAACUACUCUAUCUGUGGUUCUUACAAGUUCAACCAAGUUAAUUGGACAGGAUUCAUGUUUUUUUAGUGGUAAUUGCAAAUCCAGUUUUGUUAGUUGGAAAAAAGGAGUAUUCAACGACCAUAGAUCACAAGUACAUCAAAAUAUGCUAAAGAAAAUUUUAUUUACAGUUCCUUUGAUGUAUGAUGAUGGAGAUUUUAUCAGGAUGGACAAAAAAGAAAAUGGAGGAAGAGAUUGCCUUAAGAAGACAAAAAGAAAUGAAAUAUGCAAUAGUGUAUCAGAUAAGCAGACAGAGAAUGAAAAAUUCCUAGUACUCAAGUCAAUGUUUCCUUCUGUCGGUGAGAUGGACAAAGCAUUGGUCUUGGAUGGAAUGAUUAGAUACUUAAAAGAACUCGAGGCAAGAGUGGAAGAAUUAGAAUCUUGCACGGAUUGCCCAGAUUAUACUGAAAGGCCAAGAAGGAAUUAUUUGAAUGUUGCAGAGGAGACAUCAGACAACUAUGGUGACAAGAAGAUCGAGAAUGGAAAGAAGCUUUGGAUGAACAAGAGGAAGGCAAGUGAAAUCUUUAACACUGACCUAGAGCUUACUCAGGAAGAAUCUGAGGAUAGCCUGCCUUCAGAUGUGAAAGUCUGCGUGAGAGAGAAGGAGGUUCUAAUUGAGAUGAGAUGUGCUUACAGGGAAUAUAUAUUACUUGACAUCAUGGAUGAAAUCAACCAUCUUCACUUGGAUGUGCUCUCAGUUCAGUCACUUGCCGUUGAUGGCAUUCUCACACUCACCCUGAAAUCUAAGUUUCGAAAUGCAGCAAUUGCACCUGCAGGGAUGAUCAAGCAAGCACUUAGGAAGGUUGGCAGCAAGUGUUAAAGGUGAUAUGUGAAAGGGAGGGGAUAAGUUUCAACUAUCUUCAAAGAUAAUCGUAGGAUUUCACAAGUUAUUAGAGUUGCUUAUAGGUUGUUGUCAUGAUCAAUUUGUAGCUCUAACCAUAAACUUGAAUCUGUUUCCUAAUAUUCUUUCUUUAUCAACUGUUCAACCUCAAUUAGUGCUAUAAGCUAAUUAGCUUAACUAUGAA